AUGGUUUGCGGCGGCUUCACCUGCUCCAAGAACUGCCUGUGCGCCCUCAACCUGCUCUACACGCUGGUCAGCCUGCUGCUGAUUGGAAUUGCAGCAUGGGGUAUAGGCUUUGGCCUCAUUUCUAGUUUCCGAGUAGUUGGCGUGGCAAUUGCAGUGGGGAUCUUUCUGUUCCUUAUUGCUUUGGUUGGAUUGAUCGGUGCAGUCAAACACCAUCAGGUGUUACUCUUCUUUUACAUGAUUAUUCUCUUGCUAGUGUUCAUUGUCCAGUUUUCAGUCUCCUGUGCUUGUUUGGCAUUGAACAAAGAUCAGCAGCGCCAACUUCUAGAGGUUGGAUGGAACAACACAAAGAGUGCUAGAGAAGAUAUUGAGAGGAAUCUAAACUGUUGUGGUUUCAGAAACUUCAAUUCAAGUGAAACCUGCUCUGCUGCUUGUGUUAAAGAUAACAACUGUUCAACAUGUGCAUCUAUAAUAGAAGAAUAUUCAGGAAUGGUACUGAGAUUUGUAGGUGGCAUAGGACUCUUCUUCAGUUUCACUGAGAUUUUGGGAGUUUGGCUGACUUAUAGAUACAGGAACCAAAAAGAUUCUCGUGCAAACCCUAGUGCAUUUCUUUGA
This is a messenger RNA of Emys orbicularis (European pond turtle), 612 nucleotides long. RefSeq names its product tetraspanin 13 (gene TSPAN13). The coding region runs from base 1 to 612 and encodes 203 amino acids. Gene Ontology annotation, cellular component: plasma membrane. NCBI's taxonomy places the organism in Eukaryota, Metazoa, Chordata, Testudines, Emydidae. The transcript is spliced from 6 exons. The record is from RefSeq and is a predicted model, not a curated record.